GGGAGGGGAUUUAGGACUAACAGGUGGUCCUGAGACGUGCUGGCUGCCGCUGAGCUCAGAGCCAGCGCUGCUGUGGGUGUUCGUGGGCUCUCCUCUCUCCUCUGGAUACGUGUGCAGAGCUCUUGUUCCUGGGGUAGCAGUGGAGCCCUUUCAGCCAUGGCAGUGAGAAAUGAUCUGAACAAAACCAUCAGGAGGAUAGCACGGUUUUUUUACUGGUUUCCUAAAUCAUUGAGCAGUUCGAGGAGAAGGACGGUAAAACUUCUCUGGAAAUCUCCUGAUUGCAGGUACACCUGCCAUGCUUACUGCCAAGACCUGGUGCACCUGGGCUGCCGGCGGAAUGGAAAAUUAAUGGACUGCCUCACUACGCAUGACACCUUAGAUUCAUCUUACAGCAGUGGUCAGGAUGUUCAGAAGGAGAGAGAACCUCAUGUUUAUCUCAGUAAGGAAGAAGUUAAAGAGAAGAUACAAAGCUAUAAUUCAUCUGUCACUGAUAAAUUAAAGAUGACCUUGAACGCGAAUGGGAUUUACACUGGCUUCAUCAAAGUGCAGAUGGAACUAUGCAGACCCAUCACUGUGCAGUCCUCCCAGAGCCAGGGGAGGUACACUCCCAGCAAUCAGGAAACUGCUUUCUACUUGCCGGACGGCUGCGUGAACACCCUCCACAUCAGCAGCACCAACACUGUUCGGGAAGUUAUCGAGGCCUUGCUCAAGAAGUUCUUUGUGGCUGACAACCCUGCUAAGUUUGCACUUUAUAAACGCUGUCACAAGGAAGAUCAAGUUUAUACCUGCAAGCUGUCAGACCGAGAACAUCCCCUCUACCUGCGCUUGGUGGCAGGCCCCAAAACAGAAAUGCUCAGUUUUGUUCUACGUGAGCAUGAAACUGGAGAAGUCAUGUGGGAAGCUUUUAGUAUUCCUGAACUGCAAAACUUCUUGCGCAUACUGGACAAAGAGGAAAACGACCAGCUGCAGAUCUUGAAGAACCGCUAUGCAGCUUACAGGGUCAAACUUGAAGAAGCCCUUCGUGGGGUGCUGAAACCUGGUUAAAAAGGGGCCAAAGGACACUCAGGAAAACGCGCACUACCAAAUGUCAAUAGAGCAUGCCAAACCCAACGUACAAAGAGCAGCAGAGAGUAGUUUUCUUUGUUCAGAAGACUGUUUUGUGAUGCCAGGGUAGACUUAGUUCCAUAAGCCAGGUCACUUAGCAUCUUGCACCCACAAGUAAGGGAUUCUGCAUGUUUGUACAUCAGUUUGCAACCCUCUGUGUGCCUAGAGAAUUUCCCAAGUUAUCUUGGUGCAAGCUGUGAAACUGUAAGCAAUUUCCUAGGAUGCUAUGAAAUAAUACCUUUGUUUUUCUCCUUUGCUGAAUCUUUACAAGUAAGGAUGUGCAAAUUGAUGGGUUAAAAAAAAUUAUUAAAGCCAUUUGGAUGAGAAUUAGUUAGAGCACUAUCUUAGAGAUGAAAUUGAUUUGCACUACCUUUCUGUUUUUGAAUAGUUACUGUAUAAUUUGUUAGAGAGCUGUUAUAGGUGGAAAGCUUAUGAGAUCCUGUGGUUUGUACUGUGAAAUUGUGGAAAGGUUUUAAGUGGUCUUCGUGAAGAAAGUAAAGAGAAGGUUGAAAAGAAGGUAAGAGUUGGGGGAGAAGAACUCUAAUAGCUGUCAGGAGGCUUCCAAUGAAAAUAGUAUUUACACAGAGGAAAGUUGAAAUACUAAUUCUGCAAGGUUAAAGUUUUAGUAUGUUUUAAUAUUGUGAAUAAGUUUUAUGGUUUUUAACUGUGUAAAUCCACACUGGAAAUGAAAUAAAGAUAAUAGAAAUAGUGGGAAGGAACGAGAAGCAAAAGCUAAGUAAAAAUAGAAAUGGAGCUAAACAUACUGGUCCCUUUUGAAGAAGCUGAUUCUAUAAAGGCAUAUUCAGGGUUUGAAAAGUGUGGCAAACCUAAAAAGCUGCUUACUUGAAUUCUGAAAAGUGGUCCAUGUCUCAGAUAACUCUGUGAGAAAUACCUGUCUAGCAAGGGUGCAGGCAUAAGCUACAACUACAGAUGCAUUUGAUCUUUAUUGUAAGUCAGGUCUUCCUCUGGCCCAGUGAUCCAUUUUUAGGCUGGAUAAUCUUGAAUUACCAUAUCUGACAGACAGAAAUAGCUUCCUCUGCUUCUUUCUCUGUUAAAAGCUCAUUCCGGCAAAGAAAGUAGAAUUUCUUACUCACAUUUCCAGCCCAGCAGAACAUGAACAUUUAUUGUCUGUUUUGGUGGCUGAGCUUAGUAACUCUUGUUUUUAAUAAUUCAAAAGGUUUUUUCCCUUAUGUUUUUUAAACUCUUAAUUGAAAAACUGAUUACCAAAUUCUGCAGACUGCUGAUUUACUUGAUUUAAAAGUAGGAAAAAUGUAGCAAGAAAACUUUUUACUUUAGUGUAAAUAUAGUUGUUGUUCUUUCAGAGUUAUUUAUCUAAGAAAAAAAAAAAAAAAGCAUGUUCAAAAGAAACCAAAGAAGUGGGUGUGCAAUAGAAGCAUGGAAGCAGGAGGCAGAUUUGAGUGACUGAUACUGUAGUCAUUAUCAUGCCAGAGAGGAAAUUAGUUAUGUAUGGGAGGGUGGGGGAGUGGAGGAGUGCUAAGGAUUGAAGAGCAGCAGAAGUUGUGCUGCGGGUUUUUGCCCUCUGUUCUUAAUGUGUUCGUUUUAAAUUCCCAAGGAAUGGUUAAAACUUUGGUGACAUCUAAUGGAUACUGUGUGAAACUCCAAGAUGCUUCUGUUCUUCCCCUUAAUUUUAUUUAAUUGUGCCUUUGUUUCCUUUCCUUAGUAAGAUUCUUUUUAAAACUCUUCACAAGGAUUUUAGGUAAAAAGAAUUUGUGAGCUUAUGAGACAAUCAUAAUGUUUUAAAGAGUUAAGAGAAAUUAAGAGUAGGACUAACUAUAAAAUAUAUCUAAGGCAUAUCUUGUUUGUUUUUGUAAUUUCACAUGUAACAUUGUAGUGCAUGUGUGAGUUAGUAACAUUAUCCUCAAGUGAGACACUUUAUAAUGGUUCAGGGAAUGCUUUUGAGUUUUGUUACAAUUUGUUUAUCUAGGAAUGCAGCAGCGUGUUGGUGGGUAUUCUGUUAACAUCUGAAGUUAUGUUUCUGCCCAUAGCUAUGUAAUCAUUGCAUAAUUGCUGUCAAUAUUGAACCAUUUGUUGCUCAGAUUUAAACACUGUUUGAGUUUUAAAGUUGAGUAUAAAAAUAUGUGAAUUUUGGUUUUACUUGAACUAAACUUUCAGUCUUUUAAAGUAGGCACAUCUUCAUUUACUUUAGCCAGAAACCUCAAUCAGUGUUGUAUGCACUAUGAGUCUUGAUUUGGGGUGAAGGGGAAGGGGGUGGGGGACCAAAAUAAACUUUUAUUUUAAUUGUCUUAGUCCACAGUUAAUUAUUUUAAGAUGUCAUGUGUGGAGUUAAUUUUCUUUCUUGUUCUACACACUGGCAGUUACAGCAGCUUUAAUUUAAAAUAAAUGGUCAUGCCUGGUCAGUUUUUUCUUUUUUUAAUUUUAGCAUCAAAUUGAACUGUCAAAGCUUUUGUUGCAAAACUGUUUUCUUGUCAUUAUGUGAUGGUACCAGAAUGACUAAAUGAUGAGGGAGGGGGAAUGCAGGGAAACAUUAAAAUGUAUGUCUUUAAAUACAAACAUUUAAACUAUUUAUAAUUUUAACAAGCUUAGUUUUAUUUUUGUAGGGAAGUUUUUAUUCCCCUUAAAGUUAUUACUGAAAUGGCAGAAAAAGUGAUGGUUCCAUUAUUAAAGCUGAAGUUGGCAAUA
Taeniopygia guttata (zebra finch) is the source of this 3765-nucleotide messenger RNA. It is a transcript of the gene RASSF3, whose product is annotated as Ras association domain family member 3. The record is from RefSeq and is a predicted model, not a curated record. Gene Ontology annotation, biological process: signal transduction. NCBI's taxonomy places the organism in Eukaryota, Metazoa, Chordata, Aves, Passeriformes, Estrildidae. Gene Ontology annotation, cellular component: cytoplasm.